AUGACGGUUAAAGCAAGGACGCGAAGCUUUGGGCGGGCCUGGACCCCUGAGGAGGAUCGCAAGCUGCUGCUGCACGUGGCAGCGCACGGCACGAGGCAGUGGAGGGCCGUUGUCAACGCGGGACUGCUGCCAGGCCGGGACACCAAGGCCUGCUGCAACCGAUUCAUCAUCCUAAAGAGGAAGUAUUUCAGCUUCCAGGAGAGGCUGCAGGGCAAGCCUUCCCCUUCCCCGGCGCGACCCAUCCACUUCCCCCACCCCGCCGCUCCUCCGCUCCCCCCCUCCGCCACUCCCCCGUUCCGCUGCCGCUCCGCCGCUCCGCCGCGCAUGGCGACGGGAGGCGGGCUGUUCGGGUCCACAGCGGGAUCGUCGCUGUUCGGCCAGCAGCAGACUACCCCCGCGACGCCGUCGUUAUUCGGCCAGCAAACGCCCGCCAUGCCCUCGUUAUUCGGUCAAACCACCCCCGCAACGCCUUCGCCGUUCGGGCAGCAAACUCAAGCUGCCGCCGCGCCGUCCCUUUUCGGCCAGACGACCCCCGCAGCGCCCUCGCCGUUCGGCCAAUCAGCUCCCGCGUUCGGCGCUGCGUCCACCCCCGCGUUCGGCGCCGCUUCUAGUUCCGCGUUUGGUGCAACGCCUACCUCCGCAUUCGGCGCUGCUUCCACGCCCGCUUUCGGAGCUGCCUCCACCCCCGCGUUUGGCGCUGCGUCGACGCCCGCUUUCGGCGCAACUACCUCCGCAUUCGGCGCUACAACCACCUCCGCAUUCGGCGCUACCCCUACCUCCGCAUUCGGCUCUACCCCUACCUCCGCAUUCGGCGCUGCUUCCUCGACGCCUGCCUUCGGCGGUCAAUUAACCCUAUCCCAACCGCAGCAGCAGCAGCAGGGGGCGCUGCAACAGGCGCAAUUCGCGGCGCAAUCCGCGCAGUGGUCCGCGGCGCUUCCGGAAAGGGAAGUCGCCGCGAUCGCCGCCGCGUAUUUCGGCGACGCGCGGAAUCCGCUAGGGCGGUUCGUGAGCCCGUUCCUUAGCGUCACGCACCCCCUGGCGCGCUUCCGCCCGCCCAACGUUCCCGAGCUGACGUGGCAAGAGGCGAUUGGCCUGCUGGCGGCGGCUGGCCCGGAAAACCAGGCGGACGGGCUGUGGCCGGAAAUGGUUUGCGGAUUCUCGGGAUUGUCGAAGAGACUGCAAGUGCAGGACGAAACGAUAGAGGCGGAUAGGCAGCGGUUGGAUGCGGUGGAAGCGGCGGUGGGGCAGGUGAGGGCGCACGUGACAGCAGUCACGGAGGGACGGCAGGGGGCUGUGAGACAGAAGCAGCAGCAGCUGCAGCAGCGGGUGCUGCGACUCAUGCGACUUGUCGAGAUUAUGGAGCUUAGAACAUCGCCCCACGUCCCUCUCUCACCAACUGAGCUUCUUCUAUCAGACAGGCUUCAGUUCCUUCUCCGUCUGCUGUGCAGCGGGGCAUCAGAACUCCCCCGCAAGGUCGAAUCCCUCGCUGCAGCAGCUUCCCUGCUGGCCGAUGGGGCGGGAGAGGGCGGGGGCGCGGACACAGGCGCGGGGGGAGCAGCAGGGGGAGCAGGGGGCGCGGGGGAGGGCGGGGGAGUGAGGGUGGAGGAGUGGAGCUUGGAGCGAAUGAGGGGGGUGGUGGCGACACAGGCAGAGGCGGUGGGGCGGCUGGCACAGCUGGUGGAGAGAGAUGUGAGGGAUGUGGGGAUCAUGAUGGGGGGAGGGGGAGUAGACCCCCUAGGGGGAGUGGCGGGAGCAUAG
Messenger RNA from Closterium sp. Yama58-4, 1758 nucleotides. The record is from the annotation of a GenBank genome assembly. NCBI's taxonomy places the organism in Eukaryota, Viridiplantae, Streptophyta, Zygnematophyceae, Desmidiales, Closteriaceae.